This is a messenger RNA of Capsella rubella, 1608 nucleotides long. RefSeq lists its product as uncharacterized. The record is from RefSeq and is a predicted model, not a curated record. Bases 113 to 1318 code for a protein of 401 amino acids. The transcript has 6 exons. Lineage: Eukaryota; Viridiplantae; Streptophyta; Magnoliopsida; Brassicales; Brassicaceae. Gene Ontology annotation, biological process: DNA-templated transcription. Gene Ontology annotation, molecular function: chromatin binding.
GUUGCAUAUGAUCUAAUCUCAAACGUCACUUCAAUCAGCCAUAUAAGGGUGAAAACAAAAACAGAUUUGUAGGAUAUACAUCAAAGAUUUUGCGAAAAGCUCAAAUUUCACUAUGACUCGCAUCAGGAAGUUUUUAACGAAAGAUAUGUUGACCGAAGAGUUGAAUCAAGUGUCGCCAAGAUCCAAUGGAUCGCUUUCAAACAUCGAAAAAACGGAGAAGAAGCAGGGGGAGGGCAAAAAGGAUUGCGAGGAAAUGGAUGAGAAAAAGGAAACGGAGUUAGAGUGGAAACCUGAGGAUUGCGCGCAGCCAUUCGGCGAUGUGAGUAAGAUUACAGGCAAGGGAGAAAAGGAAAAAAAUCAUUUCCAGGCAUUCAAGUUUCAGGGCAAACAAUAUGGGCUGGAGGAUUCAGUGCUCUUGUUUUCAGAGAACCCUAAGCGCAAGCCCUAUUGUGCCAUCAUUAAGGACAUUUACAUACCAAACAAAGAAAAGUAUGUGAAGCUUGAAGUGCAAUGGUUCUACCGCCCAGAGGACGUGGAUGCAAAAUCUAUUGCAAAAUGGAAAUCCAACGGUGCAAGAAGCCUCUUCUACAGCUUCCAUCGCGACGAGGUGCACGCGGAAUCUGUGCUUCAAAGCUGUGUUGUGCAUUUUGUGCCAGAGGAUAAACAAAUCCCAAGCCGUGCAGGGUAUCCUCAUGACUUCAUAGUGCAAAAUGUUUAUGAUUUUGCCAAGAAGAAGCUAAGAAAGCUUAGUGAUGAUGACUUUGACAUGCAUCAAAAGCAAGAGAUUGAUCAUCUUGUGACUGAGACGGCCUCAAGAUUUGGUGAUCUUCCUGCCAUUGAUCAGGAGGAAAACCAAACGACUAAGAUCACUCCAAAGUGCCUAGGACCUGUCCGGAAAAGGUAUGUCAGAAAAGCUAAGAGAACGAGUCCUCUGACUUAUGGUUUGAUCUUGGAGGGAUUUGGUUUGUUAACCGGUGAUUCGGUUCGCGACAAGACAUUGGAUGAGCUUCUAAAAGCAGUUAAGGGUAGGUGUCAUGCAAGAAAGAAGAAAGAAGUUGGUGAGUUUGAUUUUUUCUGGCCAGAUAAUGUUGUUCCUAUGGUGCGAGCUCUUGAGCAGAGUUUGUAUGAUUCUUUGGCACAAGAUAUGCCAAAGUACAAAGAAAAGUUGGAGAUUCUUGUCACUGAAUUCAUGUAUUCACGAUUGUUAGCUGGACGACUCAUGGAUGGUGAAUUGAAACUUGAACAAGUUAUGAAGAUGUCACAGUAUGAGCUAAGGCGUGGUUUCACUUUUGAUGAGCUCAAGGCCAAUAUCGAGUAGCCAAGGGUGGAGAGAGAUGCUCCAUCCACCUUUAAAAGUGUUGGGAGCAAAGAUUAGAAGAGUAAAGAAGAUAUAUAUUGAACCUAUAAUGAUCAUAUCUUGCUCUUCUUGUUAUUUGUUUUUCUUAAUUGCUAGAGAGUUUCGUUUUUUAAAGAUUUUAAGACUUUUUUUUUUAAUCUAAAACUUCAGUUUUUAAAGACUAGUUUUGUUUCUAGAAUGUCACAUAUGUUUAACAUGUGUGGCAUGUAUACAUUUGAACUUGGAAUGGAUGGUCAUUGUUUUUAUUUCCG